AUGGCGUCCAAAACAGCCUUAAAACGUAGCUACGCCGACCGUGCAUCAUCACAUACAAAUCCAUUAUCGAAGCGUCUGCUCACAUUAAUGGACGACAAGAGGACAAACCUCUGCAUUGCUGCUGAUGUGACGACCAAAAAGGAAUUGCUGCAGCUUGCUGAUGCUGCAGGACCAGGAAUAUGUAUUUUAAAGACACACAUUGACAUCAUACAAGACUUUGACGCAUCCCUAAUAACGGAACUAACGGAAUUGGCUACGAAACAUAAUUUCCUGAUAUUUGAGGAUCGCAAGUUUGCUGAUAUUGGAAACACAUCCCACCUACAAUUCACAUCAGGCAUCUACCGCAUCUCCCAAUGGGCACACCUCAUAACAGCCCACGCCGUCCCCGGUCCAGGAAUCCUCACGGGCCUCUCCCAAUCCAACUCUACAACCGGCUGUCUCCUCCUCGCUGAAAUGUCACCAGUAGGAACACUCGCAACGGGCCACUAUACGCGUCAGGCGAUAGCCAUGGCACAUAAAUUCCCAGAUUUCGUGGUUGGGUUUAUCGCAAUGUCGAGAUAUGAUGGUAUUAUUGAGGAACUGAAGGCCAGUAAGGAGGUGGAAGAGAACGUCGGAUCGGAUUUCCUGUAUAUGACGCCCGGAGUGGAUUUGGCUGCUGGCGGAGAUAAGAUGGGACAGGUGUACAAGACGCCUAGGAAUGUUAUUGUGGAGAGGGGGAGUGAUGUUAUUAUUGUUGGUAGGGGAAUUUAUGCUGGCGCGGGAGGUGGGAUGGCGGAUGUGGAGACGAUUGGGAAGAGAGUGGAGCAGUUUAGGAAGGCCGGUUGGGAUGCGUAUGUUGAGAGGACUGCUUCUUUGUAA
Molecule: messenger RNA, 858 nt
Organism: Synchytrium microbalum
Lineage: Eukaryota; Fungi; Chytridiomycota; Chytridiomycetes; Synchytriales; Synchytriaceae
Gene: URA3
Product: orotidine-5'-phosphate decarboxylase
Exons: 3
Coding region: 1-858 (285 amino acids)
Biological process (GO): 'de novo' UMP biosynthetic process; 'de novo' pyrimidine nucleobase biosynthetic process
Cellular component (GO): cytosol
Molecular function (GO): orotidine-5'-phosphate decarboxylase activity
Source: RefSeq, a predicted model, not a curated record